Molecule: messenger RNA, 2056 nt
Organism: Myripristis murdjan (pinecone soldierfish)
Lineage: Eukaryota; Metazoa; Chordata; Actinopteri; Holocentriformes; Holocentridae
Product: putative ferric-chelate reductase 1
Exons: 15
Coding region: 29-1735 (568 amino acids)
Cellular component (GO): membrane
Source: RefSeq, a predicted model, not a curated record
CUGGGAAAAUAACCAGAAUUUCGUUUCGAUGGAGCGUGUUGUGUUGCUGUUGUUGUGCGCUGCUCCGGCGGCCCGGUGCUACAGCUCGGGUCAGGUUACGGGAAGCUGCGCUGACCUGCGGCCCCACCACUCCGGGAUCAGCCCGCAGACAAACCCAGCGCCCUUCACCGUCACCGCCGACCGGAGCCGCUACAGGGACGGAGAGGAGGUCACAGUGCGGCUCCAGGCUCCGAGCUCCACUCCAUUCACUGGUUUCCUGUUACAGGCCAGGGAGGUUGGAGGGGCGUCUCCUCUGGGCUCCUUCAGCCUGGCAGGAGGUGGUGCUCAGCUGCUCACCUGCAACCAGAGAUCUAACUCAGCAGUAUCCCAUACAUCAGAAUCUGCAAAGACCUCCAUCCAGGUGACAUGGAGAGCUACAGCAUCAGAGGAUGCAAAACUCAUCCAAUUCCAUGCGUCCUUUGUGCAGAAUUUCAGGACAUUCUGGGUUGACGUUAGAAGUCCUUCACUGACGCUCAGUAAUGAUAGUACUGAUGGAUCCGUCACCCCCUCCUUCUCUCCAACAGUGAGCAUGACGGCAGCACCUCCGCCUGCUACCGUCUCCAGUGCUGGCUGUGGCAUUACCAAGGUUUGUUUCAGCCAGCCUUUGAACUGUGACCCUGCAGUCAGCACCGACUGCCAUUUCAUGUCAGCCUCCCUCAGCGAUGCAGCUGUCCGGUUUGAGAUGAUCGGUCCAGCCCAGGGAUACAUCUCUUUUGGAUUCUCCGAUGAUCAGUUGAUGGGAAAUGAUGACAUUUACAUCUGUGGCCUGGACAGUACCGGCAUGGUUAAGUUGGAGCAUGCCUUUUCAACGGGGAGAUGGACACCACAAACCCUUCCUCUGGGGAAUGUGUCUGAUGUCAAAGCCUCGAUGCAGGACGGGGUGAUCGCCUGUUCCUUCACCUCCAUGAAUCCUAUCUCUACUCAGAGGACCACUGGCUUCAACAAGCCCCACUAUCUCAUGUUCGCCCAUGGACCCAGCAGCAAUGGGCAAAUCCUUUUCCAUACAGGGACCUUUAUCAGCAACAAAAAGGUGGACAUUUCCAGCCCUCAGCUUGUUGGCAAAGCAAGCCAGCCCUAUAUCAUCAAAGCACAUGGAGCACUGAUGCUGAUAGCCUGGAUGACUCUAGGAACACUGGGCAUGAUGGUUGCCAGAUAUCUGAAAAGUGUGGCCAAGAAAUGGAGCUACCAAGGCAAAGACGUUUGGUUUCUGGUCCAUGUUGUAGUGAUGAGUGUGACGGUAGCAGCCACCAUCACCGCCUUCAUUCUCUCCUUCUCACAUGUAAAGGCCUGGUCUGGGGGAGCUCAUCCUGUGUUGGGCUGCCUGGUGAUGAUCCUCUCAUUCAUCCAGCCCUUAGUGGCACUGCUGCGCUGUGGACCUCACCAUCCACUGAGGUUUCUGUUCUACUGGUCACAUGCUUUAAAUGCAGUGGCAAUAAAAGCUUUCGCUGUGGCAGCCAUAUUCACGGGCCUGAAGUUGAUUGACAGGACUGACGACCAAUGGUUGAUGAAGGUGAUGGGAGCUUUACUAGGCUGGGAAGCUUUGUUCUUCAUCCUGCUGGAAAUCAGCUUCAGAUGGAAACACAAAGAUAACUCAGAAUGUAAAACGGAGGACUUGGAUUUGACGCUGCUCUUCCUGUUUUUCUUGGGACACUUGGCCUUUCUGGUGGCACUGCUGGUUGGAAUCGGGAUGUCAUAAGCAGAUUUCACCAUGAAGAAAAAUACUGAUUAUUGAGCUCUUGAUAUUAUUAUGUACUGUGUAGCUGAUGGUUGUAUAUCUGAAACGCAGAGCACAGAUAGCUGCAUAGUAGCUGCCUUUUCCCGCCACAUGAUUGGCUGUUUGUGCCUCCACCACGGAAUGCAAUGAUGCUGAAACUGAUCUGCAUUUUACUGAGCACAUUUUAUUUUCAUAUUUAGGAAAGAAACAUUUAAUUAUAUUAUGAUAAUCAUUGUUAGUUUUUUAUUGCCCAGCCCUAGAACAAACACUUGAAGUCAGAUAUAGUAUUUUAUGUCUAAUUUC